AGGAGAGGAAAAAGCUGUGCUGGCGAGGGUGGGAACUGAAUGACAACCCCGCUCUCUUGCAAACCACCCCCUCAUAUUUUCCAUCCACCUCCUCGCUCCCGCCCUCCCCCGCCCUCCCCAACCCACGCCCGGGUGGGCCAAUCGCUGCUCGGUAUUCCAGGCGCUUUCUCAGGUUUCUGCUGAUCUUGCAGCGCCCAGAAAUGGACCGAGCGGACCCGCCGCCGCAGGCACUCUGCCUGACUCCAAGCUCCUAAGGGCUCCCGGCGCGCCGCGUAGCCUCGGGGAGGUCCGCGCAGGGGUGCAGAGAGCGAAGGGAACUGGAGAGCUAUGUAGAUCCAGGCUCCUGCCCGCCCGGCUCCUUCGGGAUCGAAUCAAGGGCUCCCAUAGUGUUAGGAGGGGGCGAGAGUGCUGUUUAUCGUCAUUUGCCUCGGAGCUUCGGGAGAGGGUGGUAUUUUGCUUUUCCGCCCCGCAUCCUCCGGAACUCCCUGCACUGGAGAGAGGACGGCGUCUCCAGGUUGCUGGCAACCAGUGAGAAUGGGGGUAGGAAAUGAACAUUUUCGCCGUUGCUGCUCCGUAACGCGAUUGUCCAACUGAGAGGGGCGUCGGACGAGCGGACCAGGGCUGCUAGUUUGCCCGGCGCGUCUCGGAUGCUGGCUGCGGUGGCCGCCGGGGCUCCCGCCAGGGCACUGCAAAGGCGACCUGCCGCAUUCCCACGCGGGCUCUCCGCGGACUCAGCACCGCCCCUGCGCCAAGCCGGCCGGCCAGCGUCCAUCGAUCGCCCUGGUGGGAGCUUAGAAGGCGGCAGGCGAAGAGGGGUAGGAGGGGGGAGAGCCGAGGAGAAGCAGAGAGGGUGGCAGGCGUGGGGAUCUGCUGAGCCGGCACUGCACCGGGUCCUAGGAAGGCUCUCGGAGGGGAGGGGAGGCCAGGGCGACCCCCGAAGCGAUGGCCUGGUCCGCUAGAACAGCACUGCGUUAAGUCACCUCGGAUCAGUAAAAAAUAUCUU
Molecule: messenger RNA, 1003 nt
Organism: Cebus imitator (Panamanian white-faced capuchin)
Lineage: Eukaryota; Metazoa; Chordata; Mammalia; Primates; Cebidae
Exons: 2
Coding region: 648-959 (103 amino acids)
Source: RefSeq, a predicted model, not a curated record